This is a messenger RNA of Dioscorea cayenensis subsp. rotundata (Guinea yam), 3803 nucleotides long. RefSeq lists its product as uncharacterized. Lineage: Eukaryota; Viridiplantae; Streptophyta; Magnoliopsida; Dioscoreales; Dioscoreaceae. The transcript has 3 exons. The record is from RefSeq and is a predicted model, not a curated record. The coding region runs from base 26 to 3571 and encodes 1181 amino acids.
UCUUGGUAUUGAGGGGAGUUUGGGGAUGGCGGUGGCGAUGGAGGGGUUCUCGAUUCGGGAGUAUGUGGGGAAGAUGAGGAGUGUGGAGUUUGGGAAGUGUUGGCCUUUUGAUGAGGGUGGAGAGGAUGGGAGGUUGCCGGGGAUGGAGGUUAGGAGGUUUAGGUGGUGGUUGGAUGAGUUGGGGGUUGUGAAGGAUGAUGAGGAGAAGAAGGAUGGGGAUGGGAAUGAGGCGGUGGUAUUGGGGGUGGAGGAUGAGAAACGUGGGCGGGGUAAGCAGCGGGCUCCGAAGAAGAGGUCUAUUGUGGAGCUCUUUGCUGCAGUGCCCCCGAUCGAGACUGUGGAUGAGGGAACUGAUGGUGAGGAUGAAGAAGGAGGAGAGGGUCAUGGGCUUGAUGCUGAAGAGAUGGAUUUGGAGACUGAUGGUUUGGUUGCUGAGGUUUUGGAGAGGAUGAUGAAGAAUAAGAGUAAAAAGAAGAAGAUGUUGAUGAUGAUGAAGAAGAGGAAGAAGAAGAAGAAGAAGAAACAGCUCAAGGUUGCGAUUUGUGUUUCUAGAAAGGAAAAGGUACAAGAAUCCAAAGCGCAAUCUAUGGUAAAUGUUUCUAAAGUAUUACAAGAUUCAGUGCACAUAAAGCGGAUAGGAAGGGCUCUUAAAUAUCCUGUCGAAGGCACAAAGAAGAGGCCCUCGACAGUGAAAAGUUUUGCCAAGAAACAGAGUUUCAAACAUUUCCGAACUUCAAAUUUGAUCUGCAAGGACCAGAAGGAUGUGGGGCAAGUUCUUCCUGUUCAUAGCAUUCUCAAGAAUCGAACAAAAAACUCUUCUGUUAAGAAGUCUAGUAUGAAAGAUGUGGAUGGCAGUGGUCUGGUGAGGAAUUGCCGUGGUUCAGCUAAGCAUGUUAGUUUUUCUGGCAAGGAUGACAUAUUAGGUCAUAACAAAGGCUGUUCACUUAUGGAGUUGCCUCAAUUACAAAACCUUUGCAGAAUAUUUUCAGAUGUAUUGGCUGCAUCAUCAGCUAUGAACAAAGCAAACAAAAGCAACCCAUCUGCUAGUGGUGAGGACAUUAAUACUGUUUCUGCGGAGAGGACAAUUGAGCCAUUACCUGAAUCAGAAAAGUUGAGAAGUCAUGAUCAUCUUCCCAUUACUUCACCUGAUUCUGGCACCAAGAAUUGUUCAGAUACAGAGAAAUUCUCAUUAGCUGAACCUGUGGACUUAAAUGAAACAAUCCCGACUUCUAACCCUGCUAUCUCUACCAUCUUGGUGAGUCACUCGGGUAACACUACUGUUCAGAUUCCACUGCCCGAGGGAUCAUCUUCUAAUGCUGAAAGUCAUGUAAUAGAAAAUUCCACUGAAGCUAGGAUGACCUUGCCAGCUCCAAUUCAAGAUUCUGUCUCCCAUAUUGAUGCCAUGAGUGCAAUGACCAUAGUAAGAAAUCCAACUUCACACCAGUCAGCAUCUUGUUUGACAAUGAAUAUGGAAGCAAAUGGAAGGCAGUUACAUUCUGUUUCUGAUCCUAAUGUCAUCAUGUAUAAUCAAAUUCCAGAAUUCCAACACAGAUGCCUUCAGUCUGCAGACGAUAUGAUGGGUAGAAUCUGCUUUACAACGGGAUCAAAAGGGAUUGGUGAAUCAAGAAUCACAUCAAAUCCUGCUUCUUUCUGCAGAGAGAGGUGCAUAGAUAAUGAUUUCAUUGGCUUGCCCCUUAAUUCACAUGGGGAGUUUAUUCAUUUGCAUUCAGGCCAUAAAUUUGGUUUUGGUGAUGUCUCAAACAAACAGCGGUCCUCGCCGAGUUCCUUCCCAAAUUUUUCUGGUCCUCAACUUUUUGAGCAUAAUUAUAGUAUGGAUCAUUUGCAAGUGAAAGAUAGGUUUCCUAGUAUUUCCAUGUAUGAAAAGGAUCAGUGGCUUCCAGGACCACAUGAUUGUGCUCAUCAAUUAGCUAGAUCUGGAUCAAGUUUUACUGCUAUGUCAGGUUCUGAAAGUUCAAAAAUGCCUAACCAUGAACCACUGAGGGACAAUUUUUUCUAUCAUGGAACUACUGCAUCUAGAGGUUUUUGUAAUGGCUGCAAGGAGCAUAGCCAAACUCAUAAUUGUGUUGAUAUGAAAAGACCUCGAGCAGAAGCCAAUUUGGAGAACAGGUUCCAGCCUUCUAUUCAACCAACAAUGCGGUUGAUGGGAAAGAAUGUUACAGUUGGUAAAAGUACCCGAGAAUGUGAGGGUUUUGAUGAUGGAAAGGUUUGGACAGAUAAAGAAAUAAUAACUGAAUAUUCUACUCUCAGAGAAUCCGAUAUAACCAACACAAAGAGGUGGCCCCAACAUGAGUGGCUUGCUCAUUCAUCAUCUGGCACAUUGAAAGAAAACCUUCAGCAUCCUCAGGAAGUCCCAUCAAGCCUUUUCCAAGUAUCACCAUUCAACCAUAGGUCUGUCCAUAUGAAUUUGGAUUGUCAUCCACAGUUUAUGUCAAGGAAUGGGCUUUCAUCAGACAUUGGGAAACAUGAUCCUAGAAUGGACCAUUUCAGCCUAGCAGUUCCCUUCCAGGAACCGUUGAACAAGACAUCCAGGUCCUUGGUGAAUUAUAACCCAGGAACUGAAUCAUUGAAAGCAGGCCAUCAUGCACCAUCAGCAUCAUCCCAUCCUCAAAAUGCUUGUCAUCACAUGCUCCUGAGCUCUACCCAUUGCAAACAUAGCCAAAGCAUCUCUUAUAGUACGGCAUCGACCUCCCGACCACCCUAUAUGAAUCAAGGUUAUUGCAAUUUCACACAAUCAUCUAUGGCUCAUUCUUCAUCAAACCUCCCUCCGUGGUUACUGAAGGCUACACAGCAAACAAAGUACCCAAAAUCCACCUGUUCUUAUUCUGAAUCGAUUCCUCUGCCCCACCAUACAUGCAUCCUACCCGGGAAUUGUUCCUUCCCACUCUCUUCUCCAUGCCCCUCAAAUAUUUCGUUUCAUGUCUAUGGCACCAAUAUUUCCCAAACAUGCAAUUCCCCUAAUCCAGCCUCCCUUCUUCACCCUUCACUUAUUUCAGAGUUUGCGGUGAACAAAUACAAUACUGGUGGCAGUAAUUCUUGCAGAAACAAGAUCAAGGAUAGGGAUGUGACAAAAUCCAAAAUUUCAUAUUUCAAAGAACUGGAUCAUGCUAGCAGAUCGAGAAAAAGGCCUGCUGCCAAAGAUGAUGGCUUAGUGAAACCAAUGAAGAAACCCAAUCUAAUGGUUCAUGCAGCCUCAAAAGCCCCAACUUGCUCAAGAGUGAGGGAGCAGUUCCAUGGACAUCCAGAAGUCAAUUCAGGACCAUCAGAAUUUCAACCUUAUGGGAAUAAGCGAAAUGACAUGGGCUUGCAAGAACUGGUUAUUGGUAAUAGUGAAAACAUAUCUACGUCUGCAGUGAAAUCUAAAACUGAUGGCAUAGGAAGGGCAGGACCUUUGAAACUGAGUGCAGGUGCUAAGCAUACACUAAAACCAAGCCAGGGUGUGAAUCAAGACAAAUCUAUACCUGUUCAUGCCACCAUGCCUUUUGCUGCUGGGACAAGUUCUAGUAGGUUUUCAGUUUCUCAGAAGAAAGCAGCAGAAGUUUACAGGUUUUAGAUUGUAUUAAAAAUCCUGAAAUCUGAUUUUCUGUUCAUGACGGGCCAUGCCCUAAUUCUGGUCAGAUGAGAAUGGCCAUUGACUUGAAGAGUUAGUUCUUAACUACUUCUGAAACUUUACAGCAUUCAUAACCGCAAGCUGUAUUGAUCAGGUAAUCAAGUUUUCUACUGUCCUGUACCCUUCCAAUAAUAUUUCAUAUUAAUGUGGUGAUGCUUGAUGGAUUUAUGUUUCA